AUGAGGACUCGAAAACAGAAGAGGAUUUAUUUUUCUCAUUUAAAUAGUUCUGAAGAUGAGGGAUAUGACUCAACAUACUCGGACCCUGACUACACAAUUAUUAGGCAACAAAGAAGAUCUAGAAGCAACAAUGUGGGCUCAUCAUCAUCAAACGCUCCAACGCAAAUGGCAGAUCGUACUGUUCAAAUGGAGGGAACAACACCUGAAAUAGGAAGCUCUAGCAGAUCAAAUAAUGGUAGUGCUGUUGAGAGGAGAUGUGGACGUCGUCCAAAUUAUGGGGGUGAACGAGGACCACUAUCUAGACAACCAAGUAAUCGACUCCUAGCAAGGACAACUAGGAGAAGUAGAAGCUCAGACUUGCAUCAAACGCCGAGUACUUCCAACAAUAGCAGCGAAGUACUUUCAAGCAAAAAAACAGUCCUGUCAUGGUUGAUUGACAAGGAGAUAAUUCAAAAAAAUGAGCAAGUUUGGUACAUGGAUGAGAGCCACAAUGUUGUGCUUCAAAAGGGAAAGAUUACUCCGGCUGGUGUGCUUUGUUGUUGCUGUGACAAAGUGAUUACAGUUCACGAGUUUGAGGGUCAUGCCCAAAGACGUGACCUCAAGAUGCCAUAUGACAACAUUUAUCUCGUUAGAUUGCAGAGUUAUCUAUUAUCCAUUAUGGUAAAGGCAUUGCAACGAGAGGAUGAAGUCACAUUCAAUCUUAUUCAACUACAUAAAAUUGCGUCAGAUAGAAAUGAUGACGCCUGCAUUAAUGUACCUCAAGGAGAUUGGCUAUGUCCUCGCUGUGUUUGCAAAUUUUGUGGUGCUGGCAGCAAUACAGAAUGCUUAGAAUGUGAAAUGAAAUAUCACGAGGAAUGUCUUCUGGAAACAAAGGACAUAGAUCUCAAUUGUCCCAAUGCAUUUUGCAGCAACAUCUGUGGGGAGAUAUAUACGAAGCUUCAACAGAUGGCGGGAGUAAGAAAUGAACUAGAUAAUGGUUAUUCUUGGACUCUCCUGCAAUGGAUGCCAGCAUGGACGUCGUCUAAAAGUGGUAAUCAUCUACAUAAAAUGGUCGAAUGCAACUGCAAAAUUGCAGUAAUAUGGACCGUCAUGGAUGAAAUCUUUUUACCCAACAUUGAUCGGUCUAAUUUAGUUCGGUUGAAUUUUGGACGUUUUUUCACUGCUGUGUUGGAACACAAUGAUGAAAUUAUAUCAGUCGCAUCCUUAAGGGUGCAUGGAAACAAGCUAGCUGAGAUGCCAUUUGUUGGAACCUGUGAAAAGUACAGGGGCAAAGGAAUGCUGCAGAAACUACUUACUGCCCUAGAAUCUGCCCUUUGCUUUCUGAAAGUGGAAAAUCUUGUGAUUCCAUCAGUACCUGAGCUUGUUCCAAUGUGGAAGGAAAAGUACAGCUUUUCCCCCAUCAGCAAUAGCUUGAUGAACGAUUUAAUCUUCACCAACACACUGAUGUUUCCAACUGCUAUCAGACUUCAAAAAUCCUUGGCACUACAACCCACAGACCCAACCGAUGCAGAUGAUGAUAAAUUGAACAGAGUCGCACUUCCAGACCUGAAUCUGGCACCCCCAGAAGACGAUCUUAAUUAAUAUCUUAUUUUGUUUCACAGUGUCUUGUACGUGUACCACUGUCAUACCAUUAUUUGAUUAUUACAUAAUUAAUAAUAAUAAUAAGCAUACAAGGUAUGUAAUAAGCAAACAAGGGUAUGAC
Mangifera indica (mango) is the source of this 1702-nucleotide messenger RNA. RefSeq names its product increased DNA methylation 1-like. Bases 1 to 1581 code for a protein of 526 amino acids. The transcript has 8 exons. The record is from RefSeq and is a predicted model, not a curated record. Gene Ontology annotation, biological process: negative regulation of DNA-templated transcription. Gene Ontology annotation, molecular function: transcription corepressor activity. NCBI's taxonomy places the organism in Eukaryota, Viridiplantae, Streptophyta, Magnoliopsida, Sapindales, Anacardiaceae.